AUGACAGCCUGCAAGAUCCAGAUACAGCUAUUCUCGUCACAGCAUGUGACCUCCAAUGAUGUUAUUCAAGGGUGCGUGCUGCUCGACAUAUCCAGGGACAUUUUCGUCAGGGCAAUUGCGAUCAAGCUCGAAGGUGUCGCCUCGACAUUUGUAACGUUAGGGCCCUACUCUUCUCACACGCAAAAGUACAAGGAGCUGUAUCAAAAGUUCGAGCUUCUGGAGAUUCAGCAAGAGCCAAUGACCUUCAAAAAGGGUCAGUACAUGUACCCAUUUGAGUUCACGGUUCCUGAGCAAUUGCCGCCUUCGUUCACCCACUCGUUUUCUAAUCGUAUUGACUACUUCUUAAAGGCCACAGUCAGUCGUCCGGGAAUUUCGUGCAACUACAGAACUAUUCUUGCUCUGUACCACACUCCAAGCGUGCCAUACCGCAACGAAGACUGGUCGUUUGAAACGAAGGUCGUACAUGUUCUGAUUGAUCCAAAACAGGUAUCAGCGCCGUACAAGUCUCUUGAUAUUAAGGCAAUCAAUAGCCACUUGCUCCAAUCGGCCCCGGGCCCGCCCCAGCAAGCGGUCGUACAGAUAACCAACAACAAGCUGCUGUGCGACGCCUUGGAUACCUCGCCACCUGUCACAGAAAUUUCAAACGGCGACAAAAUUGAACGCCCGCGGUGGGGCUUUUUACAUAAAUGGCGCGGCCGCAAAGCUUUCAACCUGCAAGUGGACGCCUGGUUCAUGCCAGAAGGCCUGGUUGUGGGUGAGCAGUUGCCUUUGAAGUUGUUUAUCCAUGUUAGAGAGGCCAUGGUCCUACUGCAGCUCUCGAUGCUCCGGGUGGCCUUUGAAGUCAAGACCGAAUUCCGGGCCGAGGGCCAAUCCCACAAAGAUACGAGGGAGCUGGAGAUUCUGAAACUCGACGAAACAGUAAAAUUGGCCUCCUCCCCCAUAAUUGACAUCUCGCAUCUGCUACGGGACCUUAGAGUGCCGGCAGACUUCACCCCGAGCUUCAGGGGCCACACCAUGCGCAGAAGCUACCGACUCAAGCUGUCCAUGCGGGUCAACUCUAGCAUCUCCCGUACCACGGCAAUGUUCCGUAAUGAAGUCAAGAUUUACUCGAACGUUGAAACUGAAGCAUUGCCUCUGUACGAGCCGCGAUGCCAGAUGAGCUUGCCUAUGUACGAUUCGGUAGCAGUUUAA
Wickerhamiella sorbophila is the source of this 1191-nucleotide messenger RNA. RefSeq lists its product as hypothetical. Gene Ontology annotation, molecular function: protein-macromolecule adaptor activity; ubiquitin protein ligase binding. NCBI's taxonomy places the organism in Eukaryota, Fungi, Ascomycota, Dipodascomycetes, Dipodascales, Trichomonascaceae. The record is from RefSeq and is a predicted model, not a curated record. Gene Ontology annotation, cellular component: cytoplasm; plasma membrane; cytosol. Gene Ontology annotation, biological process: ubiquitin-dependent endocytosis. The coding region runs from base 1 to 1191 and encodes 396 amino acids. The transcript has a single exon.